AUGGCGUCCACUACAACAUCGAGCAGUUCUCAACCUUCGACUUCCGAUCCUCAGUUGAAUGUGCAAUACUGUGCCCCUGGGUUUUGCUUGCCGCAUCCUGAUACUGUCAACCAAUUUUGUCGGGACCAAAGCAACCUUAUCUUCUGCCAAGGUGUCAUUAUCGUGAAGAUAUCACCUGAAGUCGUCGUCAAAUUUGGUGCUCAUGUCGACAUUACCGAGGCCAAAACCAUGAUCCAUGUUGCGCAGAAUACAGGGGUUCCUGUACCGAAAGUUUUCGCAUAUUAUACUUACGGUCCAAUUGAUCGUGAUGCUAGCGAUUACGGAGGCCUUUACGAUACCUACAUCUUUAUGAGUUUCGUUGCCGGUGAAACGCUCCACACAGCUUGGGACACUUUCGGCGUCUCCACCAAAUCCCAUAUUUCAAGACAACUUGCGAGCUAUAUCCAAGAGAUCCGUGGUAUAAGGAAUGUUGGUUAUAUUGGCUCCGUAGAUAAUGGUCCUGUUACCGACCACAGUUUAUCGGCCUCUAUUGACAAAGGCCCAUUUGAUUCGGAGCAAGACUUUAACACGGCUCUUAUCAACGCCUAUCAAAAGAAUGCGCCAAAACGUCACAUCAGAAGUUUUCUCAGUGAAAUGCUUCCUCAAUCUCACCGCAUCUUGUUCACACAUGGUGAUAUCCGGCCUCAGAAUGUUAUGGUGAAAGAUGGCAAUGUGGUCGCCAUUAUAGACUGGGAGCUAAGUGGUUGGUAUCCAGAAUACUGGGAAUUCGCAAAGGCUCUACUUACCUGGGGCUGGCAAAGUGAUUGGACGGAUUACCUCAUGCGAAUUCUUCAACCGUAUCACGCUGAAUUUUUCAUGCACUCUUUCCUGAUGGAAAAGCUAUUGAUUUAG
Messenger RNA from Penicillium paradoxum, 891 nucleotides. RefSeq lists its product as uncharacterized. The transcript has 2 exons. The record is from RefSeq and is a predicted model, not a curated record. The coding region runs from base 1 to 891 and encodes 296 amino acids. Lineage: Eukaryota; Fungi; Ascomycota; Eurotiomycetes; Eurotiales; Aspergillaceae.